GCCAGUGUGCGGCCAGUCAAGCUAAACAGUUCAUGGUGGAGUGAAAUUCAAUAUAGUUCGAGAGAAGUUUGAUACUUUGACAAUGGGGAUGGAGUUGGAGUUCAAUGAAGAAGUAUUCAAGUGGGAUAAUGGACUUCUCAAGUCAGUGGCAGACCACCGACAAUACCGAUGUAUUACUCUUCCCAAUGGUCUGAAGGCGCUUCUGAUACAUGAUCCAGAGAUUCAGGUGGACAACUCCCACAAGGAUGAUGAUGAUGAUGAUGAUAAAGACAACAGUGAUGCCAAUGGUGAUGAGGAGAUCAAUCGUGUCCAAGGCAAAGAGGAGAAGGGGGGAAAAUCAUCUGCAUUAAAUGGAGAUAAGAAGAGCCAUGUUACUCCACGUAAACGAUGGAGGACGAGCACAAAUGCUAUCACUGCUCUCAGGAGGAUGAGAGGGAUGGCUGCUGAAACCGAGAGAGGUAAGGCACAGAAAGACGCCUCCCCUUCCUCCGAGGAGGCGAAGGACAAAAGUAAUGCAAACCCGCUGAGACGAUGGAGGACGAGCACAGCCACCAUCACUGCUAUCAGAAGGCUGGAAGAGUUGGUUGCUCAAACCGAAAGGAUGAGAGCAAAGACUGCUCACAUCCAUGACUCCUCAGAGAGAACGCAGUCUGCGGACAAGGAAGGGGCUGCCGUCACAGGAGGUGUUAAGGGUACAAAGGCCGUCCCUGUGGCAGAAGUUGCAGCUCCUGCUGCUGUUCCUGAUAGUAGUAGCAAGGACAUGGUCGCUGAAUGCUCCGCGCUUGAUGACGAUUCUCCUUCUGGCACUGUGGAGAGCAAGAUGCCAAGCAAGGAGUUGAGAUCCACGCAAGAAACCGAGAAGGAGAAAAUUGGAGAGGCGGAUGAAACGACUGUACCAGAGUGUGAAGCUGAAGGCGAUGAGAGCAGUGUCAAUGAUGAAGUUGAAGAAAAUGGGAAAGAAAAGGAAGAUGAACCCGGUUUCACCAAGGAUGCUGCAGUGGCAAUUUGCAUUAAAAUUGGGAGCAUCUACGAUCCAGAAGAUUCCUAUGGGUUGGCACACUUUCUCGAGCAUAUGCUAUUUAUGGGAAGUGAGAAGUUUCCUGAGGAAGAUGAGUAUGAUUCUUUCCUGUCCGAGCAUGGGGGCGGGUCAAAUGCGUGCACAGCUAUGGACUACACAUGCUACUACUUUGUGGUAGAUCAGGAUCACCUUCGCCCAGCCUUGGAAAGAUUUUCCCAGUUUUUUGUGUCCCCACUUUUGCGGCAAGAUGCGAUUGAGCGAGAGGUGUUGGCCGUUGAAUCAGGGGCCAUGCUAAUCUUCUCUGUAUCGUUCCAAUUUUAACGGACGUCCCGAAGGAUGACAGUCUUGACAGUGCUGCAUUCUUGAUAAAUGAUCACUCCCCUU
This is a messenger RNA of Chara braunii, 1402 nucleotides long. Lineage: Eukaryota; Viridiplantae; Streptophyta; Charophyceae; Charales; Characeae. The record is from the annotation of a GenBank genome assembly.